AUGGCUGAGCCAAUCAAAGGCUCUCUCCUGGUCCAAGGAGAUGAGCCCAAUGUUGAGGCCGGACAGGUCUGCAGCCGUCAACAGGUCUCGAAGCAGGAACAGAUUGUCCUGGAUGGUCCUGCCUGGCACGCACCACACCCUCUGGAUGAAUAUCCAGAGGAUAUUGCCCGAAAGGGCCAGACCAAGAAAUUUUGGGCUCUCUUGGAGACAUUGAAGGUGUUAGAUGACAUUUCAUCCCCUUAUGACAAGAGGAAAUGAAUGGUGGUGCCAGCUGUCCAGAAAGUGAUUUGCCUGAAACCGAAGCACAAAUUUGCAUACAUGGAGUGCCAGGUCCAUGAGAUGGGCUGGAAAUACAAAGUCUUUACCUUUGUGCUGGAGAAAAUAUGCAAGAGAUUUUCCAAGAAGAAGAAGAUGCUAAUGAAACAUCAGAAGCAGGUGUGGAAAUGUGUUGAAGGCAAGAUUGCCAAAUAAACAGAUAUGCUGAAGCAGUACAGCAUUGGGUAA
Gavialis gangeticus (Gharial) is the source of this 504-nucleotide messenger RNA. It is a transcript of the gene RPL13A, whose product is annotated as ribosomal protein L13a. Gene Ontology annotation, molecular function: structural constituent of ribosome. Gene Ontology annotation, cellular component: ribosome. Gene Ontology annotation, biological process: translation. The transcript has 2 exons. The record is from RefSeq and is a predicted model, not a curated record. NCBI's taxonomy places the organism in Eukaryota, Metazoa, Chordata, Crocodylia, Gavialidae.